Molecule: messenger RNA, 846 nt
Organism: Trichoplax adhaerens
Lineage: Eukaryota; Metazoa; Placozoa; Uniplacotomia; Trichoplacea; Trichoplacidae
Exons: 10
Coding region: 16-759 (247 amino acids)
Biological process (GO): mRNA splicing, via spliceosome
Cellular component (GO): U4/U6 x U5 tri-snRNP complex; catalytic step 2 spliceosome; U2 snRNP
Molecular function (GO): RNA binding
Source: RefSeq, a predicted model, not a curated record
UCUUGGACAGCAAUCAUGCCUGUCAGUAAAAAAUCCAAGAUGGCUAUGCACAUCAAUUACAGGAUGCGCGCCACUUUGCAGGAUACAAGGAUGUUUAUUGGUACUUUAUUAGCUUAUGAUAAACAUAUGAAUAUUGUAUUGGGGGAUUGUGAUGAAUUUCGUAAGAUUAAAUCAAAGUCAUCCAAGAAUCAAGAACGUGAAGAAAAAAGGUCUUUAGGCUUAGUAAUAUUACGUGGUGAAAAUCUGGUGUCGUUAACAGUGGAAGGUCCUCCGCCAGCAGAAGUAAGUCUUCUUGAAAGAGCAAGAGUUCCUGGCUUUUCUGCCACUCCUGGUCCUGGCAUUGGCCGUGCAGCAGGAAGGGGAGUGCCCAUUGCAAUUUCUUCUGUUUAUCAAACAGGCCUUUCGGGACCUGCAAAAGGUGUUGGUGGGCCUGGACAACAAGUUAUGACACCUCAAGGUCGUGGGGCUAGUGGUGCACCUCCACAAUUUCCACCUUCGGCAGUUCCUGGCCCUCCAGGUUCAAUGCCUCCAGGUGGCCCACCCCGUCCUGCAGCUCCUAUUGGAGGGCCCCCAAUGAUGGGCCGUGGUAUGCCUCCAAGAAUGCCACCAGGUCCUCCUGGCGGUCCUCCGCUAUUUGGGAUGCCACCUAUGCCGCCUGCUGGUAUGUCAAGGGGUAUGCCUCCGCCAGGUAUGCCAGGAGUUCCUCCACCCGGAAUGCCUCCUCGACCACCAACAGGGGCUCGUCCGCCACCAUCGUAAUACUUUUUUCCUUAAUACACUGUGUUGAAGUUUUGUAUAUUUUAUAUUCUAUUCAUCAAUACCGACUUAAAUUCCGACAAAUUGUCA